GCGGGCAUGGUGCGUGAGGUGGAGUGGUAAGAAGGAAGGAAGAUGGUGGGUGGCAAUGGUGUGAGUGACUGUGUUGAGUGGAGGGCCGGGGGCGCAGGCAAUGACGCCGACGCCGAUCCCUUUUCUCUCCGCGAAGCACGUCGCAACGUUUGACACUCUUGCCUCAACAUCCAACACUUUUAUCUUCGUCAUUGUUCGCUAUGUCCUAUAUCAUCCCGACAUGGAGCUCAAGGUCGUUCUGCUGGCAAUUCACUCCUCGCCCAUCCAGCUUUUCCGAGUCGACACUGCCAACAUGAACCUCAACCCUCCUGACGACGACCACGUCCACCACGACGCCAACUACCAUCACCUAGCCGAGUUUAGGGCAGGGUGGCUAGCCGAGCUGAGCGGUAAGAUCUCUCAGGUCACCGGCAUGGAGUUCGUUCCCAUCGAGGGCGUGGAGGUCACGCCUGGCAACUCGGCCCGCUCCGAGACCGACACGAAACCCGACCUCAAGCCCGACAUCAAGCCCGACAUCAAGCCCGACAUCAAGCCCGACAUCAAGCCCGACAUCAAGCCAGACAUCAAGCCGACCGAAGGGGUCGACUUCAAGACUGAGCUCGACCAUCCCGACUAUGUGAAUCAGAUAUGGGGACCAGACUUCCUCAGGAUCAAGCUGCAAGGGGUGCAUGAAGGAACAGAACACCAUACCUUUCUCUUCGUCCUUCCUACGGACACUGUUGGUUCCAUUAAGGAUUACCUUCACAAGGACAAAGGGUAUGAGAGGGAGAGGCUUCGCCUGGUUCACGAAGGCAAGCUCCUUCGCGACACCGACACGUUGUCAUUCCUUGGGUACGAGUGGGGAGGGUACGACUACCCAGACCCAGUGGAAGUGUACCUCGACGUCUUCAGCGACCGUGAGUUGAUCGAGUAG
Molecule: messenger RNA, 913 nt
Organism: Vanrija pseudolonga
Lineage: Eukaryota; Fungi; Basidiomycota; Tremellomycetes; Trichosporonales; Trichosporonaceae
Exons: 5
Coding region: 101-913 (270 amino acids)
Molecular function (GO): protein binding
Source: RefSeq, a predicted model, not a curated record